UUACCUCUCUAUGUUUAUCGCACAAUCCGUGGUGAAUUGCAUACGUGGCGCUGUGAUAGCAACUAGCAACAUGCCGCUGUGAAGUGGCAAGUGAUCGAGAACGAGAUAAGCAUAUGUCACUUUUACGAUUGUAUAUUAAUAUCCGAUAAAGAAAAUGAGGUGGCUCAUUCUAUACAUGUUCCUGAUCAUCUUCAUCGUCAACGUGCGUUGUUACUUUAUCACUGUAGACGCGCACGCCGAAGAAUGUUUUUUUGAUAAAGUCGAUUUCGGCACCAAGAUGGGUCUCACGUUUGAAAUAGCAGAGGGUGGAUUCUUAGAUAUAGAUGUAAAGAUAGUCGGUCCCGAUGCUAGAAUAAUUUAUCAAGGUGAGCGAGAGAGCAGCGGAAAGUAUACAUUUGCUGCGCACACUGCAGGUGUUUAUACCUACUGCUUUAGUAAUCAAAAAAGCACAAUGACACCAAAAGUAGUGAUGUUCAAUAUGGAUAUUGAUGAAAAUCGGAAGCAGAAUGAUGAAAAUGCUGUUGGGGAAGGUCAGGAAGGAGAUACUAAUCAUGGAAAAUUAGACGACAUGAUUAAAGAUUUGAGCAUCAGCUUAUGGGGUGUAAAGAAUGAACAAGAAUACAUGCAGGUUCGCGACCGCAAUCACAGAGCGAUUAAUGAAAGUACAAACUUCCGAGUUGUAGUGUGGGCGUUUUUCGAAGCCAUGGUAUUGGUAUGUGUGACAGUAGGGCAAAUCUUUUAUUUGAAGCGAUUUUUUGAAGUGCGAAGAAUUGUGUAAUUUAAGAUACCUAAUGAUCACUUCGUGAAUCAAUUGUACAUUUUUCUAUGUAAUUAAAUUAUAUCUCAUUACAAUAAGUCAUCCUUGCAGUAAAUAAGUUGUGUCUAUUCUAUCGAAAUUAAAUCCCUAAACUAUAUCGCUAGUGUAAUAGUAAACAUAUUUCCUAUAUCUAUUUAUAAGAUUUAUAUUAAAGCAUUUACGCGAUGGAAAAAGAUGUUUGAUCAAGGAAAUAAUCCGCGAUUGUAAACAUUUCUGUAUUGACAAAUACUGGAAAAGAAACGAACAUCUAUAAUAAAAAAAAUAUGCAUUCAUC
Molecule: messenger RNA, 1091 nt
Organism: Formica exsecta
Lineage: Eukaryota; Metazoa; Arthropoda; Insecta; Hymenoptera; Formicidae
Product: transmembrane emp24 domain-containing protein 2-like
Exons: 3
Coding region: 155-778 (207 amino acids)
Biological process (GO): Golgi organization; endoplasmic reticulum to Golgi vesicle-mediated transport; intracellular protein transport
Cellular component (GO): Golgi apparatus; endoplasmic reticulum-Golgi intermediate compartment; endoplasmic reticulum
Source: RefSeq, a predicted model, not a curated record